Penicillium cinerascens is the source of this 1563-nucleotide messenger RNA. RefSeq names its product glycosyltransferase family 69 protein. The transcript has a single exon. Bases 1 to 1563 code for a protein of 520 amino acids. NCBI's taxonomy places the organism in Eukaryota, Fungi, Ascomycota, Eurotiomycetes, Eurotiales, Aspergillaceae. The record is from RefSeq and is a predicted model, not a curated record.
AUGUCGUCCCGCCUGCUACACCCGGACGAGUACGAACUUCGCUCGCGCUCGUCAGUCGACUCCGACGGCACCUUCGACCUCGACGAAGCCGAUUUCGAAUCACAAAUCCCUCCCGCCUCUAGGUUCGGCGCGCGCAGAUCCUGGUUGCCCCGGAUCUUCCAGAAUUUCUCAGGAUACCGUCGUUUGAAGACCAAUUCCAGACCGAUACUGACGAGCUCGUCACGCUCGACGUGUUUCCGCCGCUUUGUCUUUCGUCGGAGAUGUUGCUAUCUUCAUGUCGUUUUUGGAAUUGUCUUCGCCCUUGCCUUCUUGACUUCGAUCUUUCGAUCGUCCUAUACUCGCCCGCCGGCGCACUACGCGACACUACGGACAUCUGUGCUUGAGAAGAGCUAUGCUGGGAGGGGAAAUCCGCGCAAUGAGAAAGUGUUUAUAGCGGCGAGUCUAUACGAUCGUGGUGGCGAGCUCGCCGGGGGUCAAUGGGGCCUGCAACUCCUGCAGUUGAUUGACUUAUUAGGGGAUCAAAACGUUUUUGUGAGCAUCUAUGAGAAUGACAGUGGGGAGAAAGGACAAAACGCUCUGCGAGAGUUAGAGCAGCAGAUCCCGUCCCCCAAGGCGAUUGUGUUUGAGGAGCAUCUUGACAUCAAGACAUUGCCGUCCGUGACGAUCCCGGGUGGAGAUAAACGUGUGAAACGCAUUGAGUAUCUCGCUCAAGUCCGAAACAAGGCACUGAAGUCUCUUGAAGAGCACCCGGACGUUCGGUACGACAAGCUGCUCUACUUAAAUGACGUCCUUUUCGACCCACUGGACGCAGUGCAGUUACUCUUCUCAACACACGCCAACGAGGACGGCGUGUCUCAAUACCGCGCCGCAUGUGCGGUUGACUUUGACAACCCCUUCAAAUUCUACGACACCUAUGCAACGCGUGAUCUGCAAGGAUACAGCAUGGGUCUUCCGUUCUUCCCUUGGUUCUCCACAGCCGGCAACGGGGACAGUCGCCGAGAUGUUCUCGCCGGGAGUGAUGCUGUGAGGGUGCGUAGUUGUUGGGGUGGUAUGGUGGCCUUCGAUGCCAAGUACUUCCAGACUCCACCACCCACUAGUACUACUCCUGUUCGCUUCCGAUCUGCACCAGAUCUCUUCUGGGAAGCUUCUGAGUGCUGCUUGAUUCAUGCCGACAUUCAGGACCCGCAGACCAACGUGGACGACAUCACCGACACCGGGAUCUAUAUGAACCCAUAUGUUCGAGUUGCAUAUGACCGCCGUACAUUGUCAUGGUUGGGAGUCACUCGUCGUUUUGAGAAGCUUUACUCCUUCCUCCACAACCUUGGUAACCAUCUCGUCGGUCUGCCAUGGCAUAACCCUCGACGCACAGAGGGCCCUGGGCAAAAUGUGCAGGAAACGGUCUGGGUACCUGAUGCCAACCAAAACGGCGGUGGCUCCUUCCAAACCGUGAAUCGAAUCGCUGGAAAUGAUGGCUAUUGUGGUCGUCGGGGCCUUCAAGUUAUUGUUGAAGACCGCCAGCCUGGUCAGAAGGGCUGGGAAAAGAUUCCCGUUCCCGGUGCCUGA